This is a messenger RNA of Poecilia latipinna (sailfin molly), 473 nucleotides long. RefSeq names its product HRAS-like suppressor 2. Gene Ontology annotation, cellular component: cytoplasm. Lineage: Eukaryota; Metazoa; Chordata; Actinopteri; Cyprinodontiformes; Poeciliidae. Gene Ontology annotation, biological process: N-acylphosphatidylethanolamine metabolic process. The coding region runs from base 66 to 473 and encodes 135 amino acids. The transcript is spliced from 3 exons. Gene Ontology annotation, molecular function: glycerophospholipid phospholipase A1 activity; A2-type glycerophospholipase activity. The record is from RefSeq and is a predicted model, not a curated record.
AUGUCAGAUGAUACACAACCCAUUCACAGGAAAACAGUCGACCAGAUGAUAUCCAGCCUGCAGGUAUGGACCGCUUAGGAAACUGGAGCAGCAGUUUUUCCCAACUCACAACACGAGAGGUUGAUCGGGGUGUGUCUACCGCAGAGACCGGAGACCUGAUAGAGUUUGUGAAUCCAUGGUUAGGAUUGUCUCUUUGGGGUGUUUAUACUGGAGAAGGUUAUGUCAUCCACUUUUGGGUGGGAGAAUCAGCAGGCGGCGCAUCCCAGAUCAGGGUCAACAACCACGAACACAACCUGACUGCAUCUCCACCAGAGACCGUCUGGCGUCGCUGCGAGACUUUCCUGCAUCAAGAGUUCAAGUACAAUCUGCUCAACUUCAACAGCGAGCAUUUUGCCGCAUUUGUCCGAUAUGGGCACGCUGUGAGCAACCAGGUUGGUAAAAUACUUAAUGUAGGUCAUACGAAAUACGAGUGA